Colossoma macropomum (tambaqui) is the source of this 3252-nucleotide messenger RNA. Its product is annotated as putative GPI-anchored protein pfl2. NCBI's taxonomy places the organism in Eukaryota, Metazoa, Chordata, Actinopteri, Characiformes, Serrasalmidae. Bases 1 to 3054 code for a protein of 1017 amino acids. The transcript has 4 exons. The record is from RefSeq and is a predicted model, not a curated record.
AUGAUCACUGCUAGUGAUGACACCACCUCUGUCAGCCCAACAAAUGGCAGUCUUAACAACAGCAGCCUAAAUGCCACCACUGCCAGCUUUGACAUCACUAUAGCUACUACUGCCAGUGAGAGCACUACAAUAAUCACUGAUCUUGACAACACCACAACUGUCAGCCUCAUAAAUGUCAAUGUCAAUGACACCAGCAGAGAUGCCACCACUGUAACCCUCAACGUUACAGCCAGUUCCACUGCCAGCACCACUAUGAUCACUGCUAGUGUUGAUGCCAUCUCUGUCAGCCCCAUAAAUGGCAGUAUCAACAACAGCAGCCUAAAUGCCACCACUGCAAGCCUUCACAUCACUGCAGCUACUACUGCCAAUGCCAGCACUACAGUAAUCAGUGAUCUUGUCGACACCACAACAGUCAGCCCCAUAAAUGUCAAUGUCAGUGAGACUAGAAUAAAUGCCACCAGUGCAAGCCUCAAUAUUGCUGCCAGUUCCACUGCCAGCACUACCAUAAUCAUUGCUAGUGAUGACACCACCUCUGUCAGCCCCAUAAAUGGCAGUCUUAACAACAGCAGCCUAAAUGCCACCACCACAAACCUUGACAUCACUGCAGCUACUACUGCCAGUGCCAACACCAAAAUAGUCACUGAUUUUGUCAACACCACUACCAUUAGCCCUAUAAAUGUCAGUGUCAAUGACACCAGUAUAAACGUCACCACUGCAAGCCUCAACACUGCUACUACUACUGUGAGUGCUAACAUCACCAUUGACAUUGCUAGCGUUAACACCACCACAGUUAGCCACAUAAAUGACAAUGUCAACAACACCAGCAUAAAUGCCACCACUGCAAGUCUCCAUACCACUGCCGCCCUCACUGUAAGUGCCAAUACCACCAUUAUCACUGCUAUCAUCAACACCACCACUGGCAACACUGUACAGGGCAAUAGCAAUAACACCAGCAUAAAUGCUACGACUGCAAGCUUUGAUGCUGCUACUACUGCCAAUGCCAGCACCACCGUCACUACAGACUUCAACACCCCCACUGUCAGCCUAAUAAAUGCCAGUGUCAACAACAUAAAUAACAAUGUUAAUAACACCAGCAUAACUGCCACCACUGCAAGUCUUAAUACCACUGUCACUACUACUGUCAGUGCCAACACUACCAGCACUGCUAAUGUCAGCACCACUACGGUCAGUCCCGUAAAUGCCUAUAUCAACAAUACCAGCAUAAAUUCCAUCACUGCAAGCCUCGACACCACUGCCAGUGCCAGCACCACCAUUGUUAAGCCUAGCAUUAACAUCACCACUGUCAAUCCUAUAAAUAGCAGUGUCAACAAUACCAGCAUAAAAGCCACCUCUGCAAGCCUCAACACCACUGCCACUACUAUUGCCAGUGCCAACACCACCAUCAUCACAGCAGGUGUCAACACCACCACUGUCAAUCCUAUAAAUAGCAAUGUCAACAACACCAGCAUAAAUGCCACCGCUGCAAGCCUCAACAUCAUUGCCACUACUACUGCCAGUGCCAACACCACCAUCAUCACUGCGAGUGUCAACACCACCACUGUCAGUCCUAUAAAUAGCAUUGUCAAUAACACCAGCAUAAAUGCCACCGCUGCAAGCCUCAACAUCACUGCUACUGCUACUGCCAGUGCCAACACCACCAUCAUCACGGCAGGUGCUAACACCAGCACCGUCAGUCCUAUAAUUAGCAAUGUCAACAACACCAGCAUAAAUGCCACCUCUGCAAGCCUCAACAUCAUUGCCACUACUACUGCCAGUGCCAACACCACCAUCAUCACUGCGAGUGUCAACACCACCACUGUCAGUCCUAUAAAUAGCAUUGUCGAUAACACCAGCAUAAAUGCCACCUCUGCAAGCCUCAACAUCACUGCUACUACUACUGCCAGUGCCAACACCACCAUCAUCACGGCAGGUGCUAACACCAGCACUGUCAGUCCUAUAAUUAGCAAUGUCAACAACACCAGCAUAAAUGCCACCUCUGCAAGCCUCAACAUCAUUGCCACUACUACUGCCAGUGCCAACACCACCAUCAUCACUGCGAGUGUCAACACCACCACUGUCAGUCCUAUAAAUAGCAUUGUCGAUAACACCAGCAUAAAUGCCACCUCUGCAAGCCUCAACAUCACUGCUACUACUACUGCCAGUGCCAACACCACCAUCAUCACGGCAGGUGCUAACACCAGCACUGUCAGUCCUAUAAUUAGCAAUGUCAACAACACCAGCAUAAAUGCCACCUCUGCAAGCCUGAACAUUACUGCCAGUGCCAACACGACCAUCAUAACUACUAGUUUCAGCCCCACCACUGUCAGCCCCACAAAUGGCAAUGUUGGCAACACUGCCAGCCACACAAACACCACAACCGCAAGCCUCGACACCACUGCAGGUUUCAACACCACUGCCAGUGCCAGCUUCACCAUAAUCACAGCUAGUGUCAACACCACCACUGUAAACACUCUAAAUGGAAAUAUCAACAACACAGUCACUAAUAAUGACUCCACUGCUUUAACCACCACCCCUACUACUGCCAGUACCACUGUCAUCAGUUACAGUGCCAUGACCACUGUCAGUAUCAGCGAAGUACAUAACACCAGCAUCACUGAAACCACUGCCAGCGUCCCUACCAACUAUGAAACUAUAACAGCCACCACUGUCAACACCACUGUCACUAUCAGCACUGGUUCCACGACCAUUGCUAGUUUCAACAUCACCACCCCAACUGGAAUUGCAUCUUCUGCCAAUUUUGGCCUCAGUACCACUACUGCCAUCACUAACAGAGCUACCACAGCAGCAAAAAAUGCUUGUCAAGGUGUAGACAGUCAUCUGCUUGAGACUCAGCUCUUGUCAGGAAGUCUCUCUGCAGUGCUCUGCAACUUCAGUAUCGCUGACUAUGCCUGUUCAUCAGUUGCUGCUCUGUCCUCCAAUGAUCUGACCACACUUCUCACAUGCAAAUUACGAAAGCAACAUGGUCUACUCCAAAGAAAUUUGGACGCUCUUCUUCCAGAGAUUUUCAGUGUCUUUGGACGAAGCACUGGAUAAGUGCUCCAGCAUGACCUUUAACACGGGUCUUCCUGACCCAUAUGUCCUCGAUGCAAUCGGUGAAGUGAAAAUCAACAACUUCAGUGCUGCACAGCUUAUAGAUACCACUUUCAUCACCAAGUGGUUCCAGAUGAGGCUCAGACCAUUUUUGUCAUCAGUGUCUGCAGACUUCCUUUCCAGUCUCAGUUCCAAGAAGUU